AUGCUUAUUAAUUUGCAGAGUGUUCGUCAGUAUUUAACUGAACUUCGAAAUUCAGGAGGAUUACAUAAAGACCAAGCCGAAAAGUACCGUAAUGUAUUGCUAGAGAUACUGAAACACCCAGAAGGUGAACUCGCAGAAUGUCUAAAAGCAUUUGUAGAAGCAAUUGUUAAUGAAAAUGUGAGCCUGGUAAUAUCCCGUCAUCUUCUCACUGAUGUCAGUACACAUUUAGCUUUAUUACCGGACAAUGUUUCGCAAGAAGUAUCACACUUUGCUUUGGAUGUGAUUCAACCAAGGGUCAUAUCUUUUGAAGAACAGGUUGCUAGCAUUAGACAACAUUUGGCUGACAUAUAUGAACGCAAUCAAAAUUGGAAAGAAGCUGCCAAUGUUCUAGUUGGUAUUCCACUGGAGACAGGACAAAAACAAUAUACAGUAGAUUAUAAAUUAGAAACAUAUUUAAAGAUAGCAAGACUGUAUUUAGAAGUUGAUGAUCCUGUGCAAGCUGAGGCAUAUGUGAAUAGAGCCUCCUUAUUGCAAGCAGAGACUACCAACGAACAACUGCAAAUAUAUUACAAAGUUUGCUAUGCCAGAGUUUUAGAUUAUAGGAGGAAAUUCAUAGAAGCAGCACAGAGGUAUAAUGAAUUAUCAUACAGAAAUAUAAUACAUGAGGAUGAGAGGAUGACUUGUUUAAGAAAUGCACUUAUUUGCACAGUUCUAGCUUCUGCAGGACAGCAAAGAUCUCGAAUGUUAGCAACUUUAUUUAAAGAUGAGCGUUGUCAGCAACUGCCAGCGUACUCUAUACUAGAAAAGAUGUACCUCGAUCGGAUCAUUCGUCGCUCUGAGCUACAUGAGUUUGAAGCUUUGAUGCAAACUCACCAGAAGGCAACGACCUCGGACGGGUCGUCGAUCCUGGACCGCGCGGUGUUCGAGCACAACCUGCUGUCGGCCAGCAAGCUGUACAACAACAUCACGUUCGAGGAGCUCGGCGCGCUGCUGGAGACGCCGCCGGCGCGCGCCGAGCGCAUCGCCUCGCACAUGAUCAGCGAGCAGCGCAUGAACGGGUACAUCGAUCAGAUCAGCGCUGUGGUGCAUUUUGAGACUCGUGAAAUCCUACCGCAAUGGGACAAGCAAAUUCAAAGCCUGUGCUACCAGGUCAACGGUCUCAUAGAGAAGAUCGCGGCCGCCGAGCCCGAGUGGAUGGCCAAGCUCAUGGAGGAAGAAAUGAUCCAG
Messenger RNA from Brenthis ino (lesser marbled fritillary), 1227 nucleotides. The record is from the annotation of a GenBank genome assembly. Lineage: Eukaryota; Metazoa; Arthropoda; Insecta; Lepidoptera; Nymphalidae.